Oncorhynchus gorbuscha (pink salmon) is the source of this 1770-nucleotide messenger RNA. RefSeq names its product E3 ubiquitin-protein ligase znrf2-like. The record is from RefSeq and is a predicted model, not a curated record. The transcript is spliced from 5 exons. NCBI's taxonomy places the organism in Eukaryota, Metazoa, Chordata, Actinopteri, Salmoniformes, Salmonidae. Bases 596 to 1270 code for a protein of 224 amino acids.
CUCGACUCACUCCGCAACCAAGUCAGUGCUCAGUGCUGUGCGCACGGAGCCCCGUCCCCGCUAUUGUCGUUUUUGCUCUGCUGUUUCUGUCAUCCCCUUCACUCCAUCACUUCCUCCUACAUUAUAAUAGUUUCACUGUGACUGCCUGCAGUCGGCUAACAAGGAAGCGUGGGGAGCGUGGCUCUUCACUUUCGUAGAGAGGGCGUAUGGCGGACAGUCAAUAUUCAGAUAUCAACAGCCAAAGCAUAUUCAUCCAAAACAAAAAAACCGGGACGAGGAAAGAUUCGAACUGCAAAAUGGCAACAACUACUUAUUCUGGAUUAUGGUCGUGACAUGUUAUGAACUCUUCGCAAAGUUUUAAUGUCAUGCGUAUUUACUUUGUUUUUAGCGCAUCAUAAGGACAGCUUUCCAACCCGCUGUUUUGAAUCGCUGUCAGUUACUUUUAUUUAUUGAAAUCACUGUCCUGGACUGGGUGGUCGUGUACGUGUCGCUUUGCGUUUUAAAUGUGGUACACUCACUGACCGCCGCCGUGCUGCACGAGCCCUUUAAUAAUUCAGGGUAAAUCUGUGGACGUGUGUUGGCACCAGCGACCGACAUGGGGGCUAAGCAGAGCAGCCCAGCCGCUAACGGACGGACCAGGGCUUACUCGGGCUCGGAUCUACCUUCUAGCACCUCUACUACCAGCAAUGGGAACGGUAGGACUGCAGCCAUGGCAAUGAGCUAUCACUCGUACGGCCAGUCGGCUCACGGGGCCUCGGGAACCACAGCGACCUCCAGUCAACACAUUGGCCCCAGGACGAGGUCCGUGGGAGGCAGUUCUGGAGGGUCAGGGCCAAGACCCCAGUCAGGCAUCAACAUCCCCAACAGCAGUGUAGCCUACAGCUCACAGGAGUCUGGCAGCAGCACCCCGGAGGAGGCAGAGAGGGACAUGUCCAGCUGGGGGGGGCAAGGGGGUCCCCGGUUGUUGAUUGGAUCAUUACCAGCACACCUUUCGCCUCACCUUUUUGGAGGCUUCAUGUGCCCUGUCUGCUCCAAGUUUGUCUCCACGGAUGAGAUGGAUCUACACAUCGUCAUGUGCUUGACCAAACCCAGAGUGACCUAUAACGAGGACGUCCUGAGUAAGGAUGCAGAGGAAUGUGCAAUCUGUCUUGAGGAGCUGGUACAGGGGGACACCAUUGCUCGCCUGCCUUGUCUCUGCAUAUACCACAAAGGCUGUAUUGAUGAGUGGUUUGAGGUGAACAGAUCGUGUCCAGAACAUCCCUCAGACUAAAGGGCCUCGCUACUUUUCUCCACAGGUUUCUUACUUCCUCGAUAAGAAGAGUGAUCUGUUCCAAUAACAACAGUCCUCAAUGUGAAUCCCAUCCCCUUCCCUGUGACUCUGUGGCCAGUACAGAACUGACCCCUGACCCUACCCUCUACCCCCACCACCUCCAGUAUGUCUCAACAGCCCUCAACACCUCCACUCAAACCAGUCAAGAACCGCAGAGUGCCAAAUCUCAUUAAAAGCCAUUUUCAGGGAAACUACAUUUAAUGCUGAUCUAUAUCUCUAUCUUCACACACACACACAAUCUGCUCCAAGACAAGACCAGACAGACACAAACUCACAAAUACACUCACAAAUACAACCAACCUCUGCUUUGUCCUCAAAGACAGACAGACAGACAGACAGACAGACAGACAGACAGACAGACAGGCAGGCAGGCAGGCAGGCAGGCAGGCAGGCAGGCAGGCAGACAGACAGACAGACAGACAGACAGACAGACAGACAGA